This is a messenger RNA of Monoraphidium neglectum, 258 nucleotides long. RefSeq names its product 2,3-bisphosphoglycerate-independent phosphoglycerate mutase. NCBI's taxonomy places the organism in Eukaryota, Viridiplantae, Chlorophyta, Chlorophyceae, Sphaeropleales, Selenastraceae. Gene Ontology annotation, biological process: glucose catabolic process. Gene Ontology annotation, cellular component: cytoplasm. The transcript is spliced from 2 exons. The coding region runs from base 1 to 258 and encodes 85 amino acids. The record is from RefSeq and is a predicted model, not a curated record. Gene Ontology annotation, molecular function: manganese ion binding.
AUGGUGAAACGCGGCUGGGACGCCCACGUGCUGGGCGAGGCGCCCAACAAGUUCACCAGCGCGGUGGAGGCCGUGAAGAAGCUCAGGGGCAGCCCCGAGGACCCCAUCUCUGACCAGUACCUGCCCGCCUUCGUCAUCGUCGACGAGAAGGGGGAGCCGGUGCGCGCACAGCGCAGCGUGCCUUGGGGUGCACGUCAUGGCGGCACAGGGGGGGGGGGAUUCAGCACUCACAUGCUGCGCUUGAAGCGGAGCGGGUAG